AUGAACCCACUCCUCGUCAACGCAAACUAUGCUCCGACGACUCAACAGCAAAUCCUCCUCCAACAGCAGCAACUUCUCCUCCAAGAAAUCGCCAUCAAGCGAGCCCAGCUCCUCCAGCAGCACCAGCAGCAGUUAGCACAAGCUCAAGCUUACCAGCAAGCUCAAGUCGCCCAAGCCCAAACUUUCGCAACUCACAAGUCUGCCACUUUCCAGCCAACUUUCAUCACUUCCCGAAAAGCGAUUUCCAGCUCACCCGAGCUCCAAUCCUCUGGAACAUCAAGUCCGGUGACGCAUCACUUCAAAACCUUCGAUUCUAUCGAAGAUCAUGAAAUUCCGUCGCCUGAGCUUCAGCGAAAAAUAACGCAGCAGGUCGAGUAUUAUUUCUCAAAUGAGUAUUUGACUCGCGAUGCGUACUUCCUCCGCCAGAUCCGCCGCAAACGGGAGGGAUAUCUGUCGAUGAAAUUGAUUACCAACUUCAAGAAGGUCCGAAAGCUCAGCAAAGAUCCACGAAUCACGAGCUUUUGUCUUCGAAAAUCGAAACUUCUUCAGGUAAACGAAGAGGGCUCAAAGGUUCGCCGAAUCCAGCCAAUCCCCGAAGAUUUGCGACUUCACACGCUCACACGUUCCAUCCUCGUCUCGAAAAUCCCGAGUAAUCUGGCAACGAUCGAUUCUUUGAUGAAUGUCUUUUUCAAAUUCGGCGAAAUCUCGAGCGUCCGAAUUCUCCGCCCUGGAAAGGAAAUUCCUCACGAUCUGCGCGAGUUCUUCGGAAAGUCGAUCGAGCACGUUUCUGGAAUCUCAGCUGUCGUCGAAUUCGAGACACCUGAAGGCGCCGCGAUGGCCUACAAUCAAGUCAGCUUGGGCAGCGCGGAGAAUUUCAGAGAUUCUGAAAUCUUCAAGACGAUUAAUGUUGUGCUUCUUGGCGUGGAUGGCUUCUCGUCUGAAGAUGAUUCUGGUUGUGGAGAGAGUUCUGGGGCAUCGGGGGAUGAAUGCGUCAGUUCUUAUGUCAAAUCUGGCCCUUCCAACGUCCAAAUCCCCGACAUCUUCGACUGCGACCUGGACGACGACUACGAAGCGUACAUGAAUCAAAUCCGCCAAGAACGACAAUCCGAAGCCAAGACCGCCGUCCCAUCCGUCAUCGCUUCGCUGAUGGACGAAUACGGCGCCUGCUCGUUGGAGACGCAAUCGCGAAGCCGGACAAACUCGGUUUCUGCAUCGAGCAAGGCAAUUGGAAGUGGUAAUCGACGAGCAAACUCGUCCACCCUUUGGUCGAGCGGAACGACUUGGAAUUCGACGGAAGAGAAGCAGCUGAAAUCGGUGUUGAACAACUCGGCUCUCAGUGCUUUUGGACAAAUGAAGCUCGAAUCUGAUGAUGUCUUCGCCGAGAGCAACCUGAUCGCGCCGGCGCUCGAUUUUGACCGCAACUUGCGACCGGCCAAUCUUCCCAAUUUCAACCAGAAUGGCGCCAAAUGCUGGGCUGAUGCUGUUAGAAAGUGA
Messenger RNA from Oikopleura dioica, 1494 nucleotides. Lineage: Eukaryota; Metazoa; Chordata; Appendicularia; Copelata; Oikopleuridae. The record is from the annotation of a GenBank genome assembly.